AUGGAGAAAGCGCUAGAAAAUUUAAAAACUAAUCCAUAUUUUGAAAAGUAUGCGACACGUAUAGCAGAUUUACAAAAAACAUCUCCUGAAGAGUUUCUUCAAAGAAUAGAACAACAACAGAAAACUAAAGAAGAAGAAAGAAAAAAGAAAUUUGCUUCAGUGGAUACAAGAAAAUUCUCUUCGGUUUUAAAUCCUAAAGAAACUUUAAAAGAAGGCUGUGAAGUCCAGGAAAAAAAACUGAAUGACAUUUUGAAAAUAGAACUGGUUCAAGAUAAGGAACCUACUGAGAUCCAAUCUCUCUGGGAGGAAUACCAUAAGCACAAAGAAGUAAUAUCAGCAACCAUCCCUCACGAGUCAUACAUACAUCUGCAGAACAAUAUGAAGCAGUGGGCCACCUUUUUGUUUCCUCUGCCUCGAGACCAGGGUUAUGAGUUCAUCAUGUGUCAGUGCUAUGGACACACUGUACACUUCACACCUCUCCUUGCAUACCAGGUGCACAAGGAAAAUGCUCCAGAAUGCCUCACCAUGGUGCACUACACUGAGCUGCUAGAUAAAGGAAUUGUCCUGAUGCGUGGAGAGUAUGACAAGAAUGUAUUGACCGGCCAAGAAGCACAGUGCUUGGCAAAUCAGUUUCAGAUGUACUACAGUGGUAAAGAUGCUGCCAAGACACAGCUACUGCAAACAUUUACAACAAGUCCUGACACCUUUAAACACAUGGACCUGAUAAAUCAAUUAGAAAGUAUUAGUUUAACUUAA
Molecule: messenger RNA, 756 nt
Organism: Arctia plantaginis
Lineage: Eukaryota; Metazoa; Arthropoda; Insecta; Lepidoptera; Erebidae
Source: the annotation of a GenBank genome assembly